Solanum dulcamara is the source of this 2572-nucleotide messenger RNA. RefSeq names its product phenylalanine ammonia-lyase. Bases 249 to 2387 code for a protein of 712 amino acids. The transcript is spliced from 2 exons. Gene Ontology annotation, biological process: L-phenylalanine catabolic process. The record is from RefSeq and is a predicted model, not a curated record. Gene Ontology annotation, cellular component: cytoplasm. NCBI's taxonomy places the organism in Eukaryota, Viridiplantae, Streptophyta, Magnoliopsida, Solanales, Solanaceae. Gene Ontology annotation, molecular function: ammonia-lyase activity.
AUCUUUCUACCCAUCCUCACAUUUAAAUUACAUUAUUCUCUCUUCAACAAUUCUUCUUCUAUACAAAUUUCUUCAAUCUUUUCACCAAAUCAACCAACCCCCUUUACAUUUUCUUGGAUCAUUUCACUAAAAAGCCAACCCCUUUACAUUUUCUUGAAUUUUUUCACCAAAAAAACCAACCCCUUUAUAUUUUCUCGAAUCUUUUCACAUAAAAAUCCAAUCUUUUUACAUUUUCUUGAAAAAAAAAAAUGGCCGGUGUUAUUGAGAAUAAUCAUCAAGAUUUGGACUUUUGCAUCAAAGCGGAUCCAUUGAACUGGGAAAUGGCAGCAGAGUCAUUGAGGGGUAGCCAUUUAGAUGAAGUGAAGAAGAUGGUGGCAGAGUUUAGGAAGCCAGUUCUGAAACUUGGUGGUGAGACAUUGACAGUGGCACAAGUUGCUUCAAUAGCUUCAAGGGUUAAUGUUGAAAAUGUGAAAGUGGAGCUCUCUGAGGAUGCUAGGGCUGGUGUUAAAGCUAGCAGUGAUUGGGUAAUGGAAAGUAUGGGUAAAGGGACUGAUAGCUAUGGUGUUACUACUGGUUUUGGUGCUACAUCUCAUAGGAGAACCAAGAAUGGUGGUGCUCUACAAAAGGAACUUAUUAGAUUCUUGAAUGCUGGAGUUUUUGGCAAUGGUACAGAGUCAUGUCACACAUUGCCACAAUCAAGCACAAGGGCAGCCAUGCUUGUUAGGAUCAAUACUCUUCUUCAAGGUUACUCUGGCAUCAGAUUUGAGAUCUUGGAAGCAAUCACUAAGUUGAUUAACCACAAUGUUACUCCAUGUUUGCCCCUUCGUGGCACAAUCACUGCAUCGGGUGAUCUUGUUCCCUUGUCCUAUAUUGCUGGAUUACUCACUGGCAGGCCUAAUUCCAAGGCUGUUGGACCUAAUGGUGAGACGUUGAAUGCUGAGGAAGCGUUUCGUGUUGCUGGAGUUAAUGGUGGAUUUUUCGAGCUGCAGCCUAAAGAAGGACUUGCACUUGUGAAUGGUACUGCUGUUGGUUCUGGUUUGGCCUCGAUUGUCCUCUUUGAUGCCAAUGUUCUCGCGGUCUUUAGUGAAGUUCUCUCAGCUAUUUUUGCUGAGGUGAUGAAUGGAAAGCCCGAGUUCACUGACCAUUUGACACAUAAAUUGAAGCACCAUCCUGGACAAAUUGAGGCUGCUGCAAUCAUGGAACACAUUUUGGAUGGCAGCGCUUAUGUGAAGGCUGCUCAGAAGCUACACGAAAUGGAUCCUCUGCAGAAACCAAAGCAAGAUCGUUAUGCUCUUAGAACGUCGCCCCAAUGGCUUGGCCCUCAGAUUGAAGUCAUCCGUUCUGCAACCAAGAUGAUUGAGAGGGAGAUUAAUUCAGUGAAUGACAACCCCUUGAUCGAUGUUUCAAGAAACAAAGCUUUACAUGGUGGCAAUUUCCAGGGCACUCCAAUUGGUGUCUCAAUGGACAAUGCUAGAUUAGCCCUUGCAUCGAUAGGGAAAUUGAUGUUUGCACAAUUCUCCGAGCUUGUCAACGAUUACUACAACAACGGGUUGCCAUCUAAUCUGACUGCAGGAAGGAAUCCAAGCUUGGACUACGGUUUCAAAGGAUCUGAGAUUGCUAUGGCUUCAUACUGUUCAGAGCUUCAAUUCUUGGCAAAUCCAGUUACUAACCACGUACAAAGCGCGGAGCAACACAACCAAGAUGUGAACUCCUUGGGCUUAAUCUCAGCAAGAAAAACAGCUGAAGCAGUAGACAUCUUGAAGCUCAUGUCAUCCACAUACCUAGUGGCACUUUGCCAAGCUAUAGACUUGAGGCAUUUGGAAGAGAAUUUGAGGAAUGCUGUCAAGAACACGGUGAGCCAAGUAGCUAAGAGGACCUUGACAAUGGGUGCCAACGGAGAACUUCAUCCAUCAAGAUUCUGCGAGAAAGACUUGCUCCGUAUCGUGGACAGGGAGUACCUCUUCACCUAUGCUGAUGACCCCUGCAGUGCUAACUACCCACUGAUGCAGAAACUGAGGCAAGUCCUUGUAGACCACGCCUUGCAAAACGGAGAAAAUGAGAAGAACGCGAGCAGCUCAAUCUUUCAAAAGAUUGUAGCUUUUGAAGAUGAGUUAAAGUCUGUUUUACCAAAAGAAGUCGAGAGUGCUAGAGUCGCAUUGGAAAGUGGGAGCCCCGCGAUUGCAAACAGGAUCACGGAAUGCAGAUCAUACCCUCUCUACAGAUUCGUUAGGGAAGAGCUCGGGACGGAAUUGUUGACAGGAGAAAAAGUGAGGUCACCAGGUGAAGAAUGUGAGAAGGUAUUCACAGCAAUGUGCAAUGGCCAAAUCAUUGAUUCAUUGUUAGAAUGCCUUAAGGAAUGGAAUGGUGCUCCACUUCCAAUAUGUUAGCAGUGAAGCAACAGAUUUUAUUAUGUUAAUGUUUGUCGAUUACUUGCUAUAUUUUGAAUUAAUUUUUAAAUCUACUUUUUUUUCUUUUGGAGUUAACUGAAUGUAAACUUUCUUGAAUAUGUUGGUUUGUAGCUAUAAUAAGUCUCUUUUCCAAUGAAAACAAAAGAAAAGUGACCUUAUGCUUA